Molecule: messenger RNA, 405 nt
Organism: Saprolegnia parasitica CBS 223.65
Lineage: Eukaryota; Oomycota; Saprolegniomycetes; Saprolegniales; Saprolegniaceae
Exons: 1
Source: RefSeq, a predicted model, not a curated record
CUCCCGAUUCCCGUCAACCCGACUCGGUCUACAAGCCGAUCGAGCGCAAGGCCAAACUACUUCAACCCGCUCCGCGUGCCGGCCAAGCUCCAGGCGCAGCUCCCGUUUGCGAGCAAGCCCAAGUUGGACAAGAAGAAGGGCAAGAAGACCGAGUCGUAUGUCACCAAGCGCGCGGUCGUGCUCGAGCCCGAGGAGCGCAAGAAGUACGCGCUCAUUCAGCAAGUCAACACGCUCCGCCGCGAAAAGAAUGCGAUCCGCGUCGCCAAGCAAAAGGAGCGGUCCAAGGAAAACCUCAAGCGCAAGGCCCGCGAAGAAGCCAAGUUUGCCGACGUGCACAAGGCCGAGAAGAAGGCCAAGUACCGCGCCGCGGGCAAGGAGGCGGCGUACCGUGCGUCCAAGGCGUAG